AAAAUAUAACGAUAUACUAUAAUAAAUAAAUAAAACAAAAAUGUACCCGCCUCAACAGCAUCAGCCAAAAAUGCCCAUACCAAUAAGACCACGAUCAUCACUAUCGACAGACGAACAUCAUCAUCGGAUGAAGGAGACACAUCAUUUGUCAAAAAAACCCAGCAAUGCGGUUCUAACAUUAGCGGGAUUUUGUAUAUUUUUAUUAGUAUUAUGUGUUUUCUUAUUAGGAGCGUUAGUGUAUGUCGGUAGAAAUAUUGUCAAUGAACAAAAUUAUAAAGUAGAUUUCACCUACAACGAUACAAUUAUACAAGAGGAGGGACAAUUCAAUGACGUUUUGCGUUUAUCGACCAAACCAAUACUAAGAUUUCGUCCAGUAACACCAACCACACAAUCCCCUCAGAAGUCAAAAGUAUUUCUAUUCAAUAAGACAACAAUAGCGCCGUCCGUGAUGGCUACUUCGAAGGUAUUGCAACAUUUGUCAUUUCGUUUGCCACGAGAAUUGAGGCCACUGCGUUAUAAUCUGGUACUACAGCCAGAUUUAAAGAAUAAAACAUUUAGUGGAAACGUAACAAUAAAACUGGAGGUGAUAAAACCCAUUUCAUACAUACCGGUACACUCGAAGUUCCUUUCAGUGGUGACAAAAGAAGUCAAGCAUUUAGGCAAUGAAGAGAUACCUGCACGUAUAAUAACACCUUCAUUAACAUUUGAACAUCCCCAAUUGGAGUAUUGGGUCACCGAGUUUGCCGAACCCUUGGAAGUGGGCAACUAUUCAUUGCAAUUGGCUUUCAACGGUUCAUUGGUAGACCGUAUUGUAGGUUUUUAUCAGAGUUCCUAUUUGGACAAGCAACGUAAUGAAAAAAGAUGGAUUGCAACAUCAAAGUUUGAACCCACCUAUGCUCGCCAGGCAUUUCCCUGUUUCGAUGAGCCUUCCAUGAAGGCUAUGUUUACCAUUACUGUAGUAAGGCCGACGGGAGACGGUUAUCAUGCUCUAUCAAACAUGAAUGUUGAGGAGGAAAAAGAUAUUGGCGGUGGUCUAACAGAAGUAACUUUUGCUGAAAGUGUACCCAUGAGCACGUAUUUAGCUUGUUUCAUUGUAUCCGACUUUGCUCACAAAUCAAAGAUGGUUAAAGGCAUUUUGGAAGGUCAAGAUGACUUUGAAAUGCGUGUAUUUGCAACAGCUGCUCAAGUUGAUAAGGUGGAUUAUGCUCUUAAUGUGGGUGCCAGCGUCACUGAAUUCUAUAUUGAAUACUUUAAUGUGUCUUAUCCAUUGCCUAAACUCGAUAUGGCAGCAAUUCCUGAUUUUGUGUCUGGAGCUAUGGAACACUGGGGUUUGGUUACAUACCGUGAGACUGCAUUAUUGUAUGACAAAACUAUUAGUUCAAGUGCUAAUCAACAGCGUGUUGCCACUGUUAUUGCUCAUGAAUUGGCUCAUAUGUGGUUUGGCAAUUUGGUGACAAUGAAGUGGUGGAACGACUUGUGGUUGAAUGAAGGUUUUGCCAGUUAUAUUGAAUACAAAGGUGUUAAUCAUGUCCAUCCAGAUUGGCAAAUGCUCGACCAAUUCCUCAUUUCCGAUUUGCACGGUGUAAUGAAACUUGAUGCCACUUUAGCCUCCCAUCCAAUUGUACAAACGGUUGAAAGUCCCAAUCAAAUUACUGAGCUUUUUGAUUCUAUAACUUAUUCAAAAGGUGCUUCUGUUAUUCGUAUGCUAGAAGAUCUAGUUGGAGCGGAGAAAUUCCGCAAUGCUACCACCAACUACCUGAAUAGAUUCUACUACCAGAAUGCGGAAACUAAUGAUUUUCUUAGUGAACUGGAGGCAUUGAACUUUGAUUUUGAUGUGAAGUCAAUCAUGCAAACAUGGACUGAACAAAUGGGUUUACCUGUUGUAGAAGUGACCCGUACUGGAAAUAGUUAUAAACUGACACAAAAGAGGUUCUUUGCCAAUCCCGAAGACUACAAUGGCAGCUAUGAAGAUUCUGAAUUCAAUUAUCAUUGGUCCAUACCCAUUACAUAUUACACCAAUACCAACAGUGAAGUUCAACGUGCCAUUUUCAAUUAUAAUGAUAAUGAAUUAACUGUUACGACUCCUGCCGCUGUUGACUGGAUUAAAUUUAACAAGAAUCAAGUGGGCUACUACCGUGUUAAUUAUCCCACCGAUAUGUGGCAGUCAUUGACAAAGGCUCUAUUCGAGAGUCGUGGUGACUUUAGUGUGGCCGAUCGUGCUCAUUUGAUAAAUGAUGUUUUUGUUUUGGCCGAUGCAGGUCAAGUUGACUACAGCAUUGCCUUGGAAUUGAGCAAAUAUUUGGAAAAGGAAUUGGAUUAUGUACCGUGGAGUGUAGCUGCCUCUCGUCUAAGUGCCAUUAAGAAUUUGCUAUACUUUACCGAUAUGUAUCGUGAUUUUGUGGACUAUGCUCGUCAAUUAUUGAGGACUGCUUACGACUCAGUGACAUGGACUGUUGGUGACGAUCACUUGCAAAAUCUUUUACGUGUAACUAUAUUGAAUGCUGCUUGUGGUUAUGGCAAUAAUGAAGCUUUGGAAGAAGCUGGUAAACGUUUCACAGAGUGGCUGGUUAAUCCAGAAGUGAGACCCAAUCCUGAUAUUCGCUCAACCGUCUACUAUUACGGCAUGAAAGUUGCUGGCAAUGAAGAGACAUGGAAUCAAGUCUUUGAUCUGUUUGUGGCAGAACAAGAUGCCCAGGAAAAAGUGAAACUUAUGGAAUCUUUAGCCGCUAUUAAUGAACCAUGGAUACUGCAACGUUACAUUAACUUGGCAUGGAAUGAAAGCUAUGUAAGAGGUCAGGAUUAUUUCAGCUGCUUGCAAUAUAUUGCACAAAAUCGUGUAGGUCAACCUUUGGUGUGGGAUUAUGUUCGUGAAAAUUGGCCACGUUUAGUAGAACGUUUUGGCAUCAAUGAACGUUAUAUGGGUCGCAUGAUUCCAUCUAUUACCUCACGUUUUGCUUCACAAACAAAACUAGAAGAAAUGGAAGCAUUCUUUGAAAAAUAUCCCGAAGCUGGUGCUGGUACUGCUGCUCGCAAAGAAGCCUUGGAAAAUGUUAAGAACAAUAUCAAAUGGUUGGAACAAAAUUUGAAACCCGUUGGUGAAUGGCUACAAUCUCAAAAAGCACCCGACAGCAUUGAGUCAUCUACCGCCAAUAGCAUAAAUUAAAAAACAUACAUUUUGUUGCCUUAAUUGUUAGUCUUUAAAGUUGCUUUUUGUAUAUUAAAUUUUUAUUUCAAUUUCGAUCUGUAUUAUACACUCUUGUCUUCAUAUGUAUAUUCUAUAACCCUUAACAUUAGCAAGACUCUGUUUUUUGUAUUUUUUAAAUUCAUUAUUCAGGUUUUAAAUGUUAAAUAGUAUUUUAUUAAUGUAAUAUUAUUUCUUAUCUAUUAAAUUUUUAUUUUAUUUUAUAGGUUAAAAUUAUUUAGUUAUUUGCUACAAAUGCAUGCAUGCUUAUUAAUUGGAUUCUCAAUAUCGAAUUUUGUAUGAAAAAAAUAUAUAAAUAAAAAAAUUCUUGUAUAUAAUGUAUAAAAA
Calliphora vicina (urban bluebottle blowfly) is the source of this 3529-nucleotide messenger RNA. Its product is annotated as glutamyl aminopeptidase-like. The record is from RefSeq and is a predicted model, not a curated record. The transcript is spliced from 11 exons. Gene Ontology annotation, cellular component: cytoplasm. Bases 41 to 3163 code for a protein of 1040 amino acids. Gene Ontology annotation, biological process: proteolysis; peptide catabolic process. Lineage: Eukaryota; Metazoa; Arthropoda; Insecta; Diptera; Calliphoridae. Gene Ontology annotation, molecular function: metalloaminopeptidase activity; zinc ion binding; peptide binding.